AUGGAAAUCAUUGAAACCAUUAAUAAUUCAAAGUAGCUUAUUGGAGGAGCAUAUAAUUAAAAUGAACUUGUGAUUGCUUAAUGGGGUGGCAAUGUCAUAUUUAAGAGAUAAAACGAAUAAGAUGUUAAAGUUAAUACAUUCUGUGUUGGUAAUAAAUGAAUAUAUUUUUAAGGGUUAUUAAAGAUGGCUGAUGAUAAAUAUUUAUGCUUCACAAGCAAAAAUUAUUUAUUAUAAAUUAAUGAAGAUAGAAAGAUUGAAUAAAUUGAUUAGCAAGAUAGUCCCUAUUUUGUAUGUGAUUUUUAUUUGAAAACUUGUCUAUUCAUGCAUAAUACAAUUUAAUAAUAACGAUUUUUAUGCCUUUGGAAUAUGCUGACGUAAUAGAAAUCUAGAUAUGAACAUAUCAGCAGCAUUACAAGUGUAAUGGCUGCUGAUGACGGUAUUUGGAUAGGAGAUAAGGAUGGAUUUUUGAAUUUUAUAACUUAUAAACUAAAGCUUCAGAAACGUGUAAGAAGUAUAUAAUUCUUAUAUAUCUAGUAUUUUAAAACGAAAUCUCUAAGAUUUAAAUUAUGAACAAGAAAAUAUAUUGUGUUUCAUAGUAGUAACUUAAACUAUUUUGUUAAGAUUAAGUUGUCUCUAUAUGUAGUUUCGAUAGUGAAAUUAGCUGUAUUGGUGCAUUCAAAAAUAAAUUGAUAUUAGGAACAACAAAUGGAUAGUUAAUGAUUUAAGAAAAUUACAAGAAUUUUGCAAAACAUUAGAUACAUGCUAGUUCCAUUACGAGUUUCUCUGUUAAUGGUACUCAAAUUGUAACAACAAGCAGUGAUCGUACUGCUAAAAUCAUUCAAUUAAGAUGUGAAUGAAAAC
Paramecium sonneborni is the source of this 861-nucleotide messenger RNA. NCBI's taxonomy places the organism in Eukaryota, Ciliophora, Oligohymenophorea, Peniculida, Parameciidae. The record is from the annotation of a GenBank genome assembly.